AUGUCUUCCGUAACGCACUCGCGUAGCGCGCAAGCCGCACACAUGACAACGACUACCUUGAGAACGUUGGGUAUGACAUGUGGUGCAUGUACAAGUGCCGUCGAGUCGGCUUUCGAAGGGGUGGACGGCGUUGGUACGGUCUCAGUCAGUUUAGCUCUGGAGCGGACUGUCGUGACGCACGAUGCGCAAAAGAUUGGUGUCGAGGCAAUACGAGAGAUGAUCGAUGACAGAGGGUUCGACGCAGAGGUCAUCAGCUCGGACCGGCCAGACUCGCCUGUGUUUGACCCGCGGAUCGAGGACGAUGCGCUAAAUGAGCAGCCGAGUUCAACUACCACGAUACAUGUUGGCGGGAUGACCUGCGGCGCUUGUACUUCGAGCGUGGAGGGAGCAUUUAAAGAUGUGGAAGGAGUGCAGAGUUUCAGUAUAUCGCUGCUGUCGGAAAGGGCGGUGAUUGGACAUACCAAGGACAUCACACCGGCUCAAUUGGCAGAGAUUAUUGAGGAUACUGGGUUUGAUGCGGAGGUGCUGGAGACCAAGGCAGCGGAGCCUGCGACCUCGUUGCAACACCAAGCGUCAAAAGAGCACCAGAAGCGACUCAUGACCACCACUGUAGCCGUCUCGGGGAUGACCUGCAGCAGCUGUACCGGAUCUUUGGAAGAAGGCUUCCGGGAGGUACAAGGUGUUGUUCAAUUCGACGUUAGCUUGCUGGCUGAGAGGGCUGUCAUUGUUCAUCGUCCAGACGAGCUCUCCACCGCUGCUAUCGUGGAAACGAUUGAAGACCGAGGUUUUGAUGCGACCAUAGUAUCAAGCAUCGAGGAAGGAGUCCAAACUUCCAACUCCAAUGCAAGCGUGCAACUCAGAAUUUACGGGCUGCCUAGUCCAGAGUCUGCGGCCGACUUACAGCAAAGUCUGAGGAACACACCUGGAAUCACCGAAGCACGAAUCGACUUCAUAACUACUCGAGCCACCGUUAUCCACAAGCCUGCUCAGAUUGGGCUGCGAACUGUCGUGGAGACCAUCGAGAAAGCUGGGUACAAUGCACUGGUAGCAGAAUCGGAAGACAACAACGCACAACUGGAGUCGCUGGCGAAGACCAAAGAGAUUCAGGAGUGGUCGCGUGCGUUCAAGACGUCUCUGACAUUUGCGAUACCGGUCUUCCUCAUCAGCAUGUUCCUCCCGAUGUUUGUGCCGUUCCUCGAUGUUGGAAGCAUUAAGCUCCCCAUCAUACCUGGAGUGUGGCUAGGCGACGUGGUGUGCCUGCUGCUUACUAUUCCAGUUCAAUUCGGUAUCGGCAAGCGGUUUUACCGGUCUGCCUUCAAAUCCAUACGGCACGGCUCGCCUACCAUGGACGUUCUGGUCGUGCUGGGAACCUCUGCUGCAUUCUUCUUUAGCUGUGCCGCAAUGAUCGUGAGUAUUGUUACGCCACCGCAUUCAAGACCAGCUACGACGUUUGACACGAGCACUAUGUUGAUCACUUUUAUCACUCUUGGCCGCUUUCUGGAGAACCGGGCCAAGGGGCAGACAUCGAGAGCAUUGUCGAGGCUCAUGAGCCUGGCACCCUCGUCAGCAACCAUUUAUGCCGACCCUAUCGCUGCCGCAAAAGCUGCUGAAGGGUGGGCCGCCCCGAGCAAGGGUGGUGAGAAGGACACUUCCGGACCUGGCAUCGAUGAGAAGACAGUACCCACGGAGCUGAUCGAAGUAGGCGACAUUGUCAUCUUGAAGCCCGGCGACAAGAUACCUGCAGAUGGUCUGGUCACUUCUGGCGAGAGCUAUGUCGACGAGAGCAUGGUCACGGGCGAAGCUAUGCCCAUACUCAAGAAGAAGGGCUCAGCACUCAUGGCUGGCACCGUCAACGGAGCAGGACGUCUGGAUUUCAAGGUCACGAGAGCUGGCCGUGACACCCAGCUGAGCCAGAUUGUCCGGCUUGUGCAGGAAGCGCAGACCAGCAGAGCGCCGAUUCAACGAAUGGCUGACAUUGUCGCCGGGUACUUUGUGCCCAUCAUCAUCACGCUCGGCCUCUCUACCUUCGUUGGCUGGAUGCUUCUGAGCCACGUCUUGCCCACGCCACCGCAGGUGUUCCUCAGCGACUCCAGUGGCGGUCGCCUGAUGGUCUGUGUCAAACUCUGCAUUGCUGUCAUCGUUUUCGCAUGCCCCUGCGCGCUCGGUCUGGCAACUCCGACUGCAGUCAUGGUCGGUACCGGUGUUGGCGCUGAGCAGGGCAUUCUUGUCAAGGGUGGCGCUGCGCUAGAAACGGCUACGAAGAUCUCACACAUUGUGCUCGACAAGACCGGCACCCUUACGAUGGGCAAGAUGAGCGUCAGCGGUGCUGAGCUGGAGAAGAAGUGGAACGCCAGCACUGAGCAGCGGCAUUUGUGGUGGACCAUCAUCGGGCUUGCGGAGGGUGGGAGCGAGCAUCCUAUCGCCAGAGCAGUGUUGAUGGGCGCUAAAGAGCGCCUUGGUCUCUCGGCGAACACAGCACUUGAAGGCGUUGCCGGCGAUUUCCAGGCCACUGUUGGAAAGGGUAUUGCCGCCUCCGUUGAGCCUGCUUCGGCAACAGGUGGAAGGCGAUAUGAGGUCGUCCUUGGAAACGCCUCGUUCCUGCGAAGCAGUGGUGUCAGCGUGCCUGUCUCUCCCGAGGAAGAGUACGAUGAGAUCGACACCCCCCGGCGUCAAUCGAUCAAUGUCGAGGGCUCGUCCUCCAAGCUUGCCCAGAGCGCCGGCAUUACCACCAUCCACGCUGCCAUCGACGGCGAAUACGCCGGCUCAGUUGGCCUCUCAGACACCCUCAAACCCUCCGCUCGCGCCUGCAUCCUCGCUCUCCACCGGAUGAACAUCUCAACCUCCCUCGUAACCGGCGACCAAGCAGCGACAGCCCAACACGUCGCCUCACUCGUCGGUAUCCCGCCCGAAUACGUCCACGCCAGCGUCCUGCCGAGCGGCAAACAAGCCAUCAUCGAAGAUCUGCAGAAAUCCGGCCAGAUCAUCGGCAUGGUUGGUGACGGCAUCAACGACUCUCCUGCGCUCGCCACAGCGAAUGUCGGGAUAUCACUCGCGAGCGGCACGGACGUGGCGAUGGAGGCAGCGGAUAUCGUGCUCAUGAAGCCCAAUCAGCUGAUGGAUAUUCCUGCGUCGCUGAACCUCAGCAAAACGAUCUUCAGACGGAUCAAGAUCAACCUUCUACUGUCAUGCGUCUACAACGCUGUUGGCCUCCCGAUCGCAAUGGGGUUCCUGCUACCGUGGGGGAUCCAGCUACCUCCCCUCGCUGCUGGGGCUGCUAUGGCGUGUUCGAGCGUGACGGUCGUUGUCUCUUCACUGUUGCUGAAGCUCUGGCAUCGGCCGCAAUGGAUGUUGGAAGGUGACGUGACGUGGGAAGGUCGCUCGGAGCAUCCUUCUGGGCCGUGGAGCAUCGUAGGUGCAGUAAGAGAUCUUGUCACCGGGAGGAGGAGAAAGCAGGCGGAGGGUGAUAGGGGUGCAUACGUGCAGCUGGACAGCUUUGAGGCUGUUUAA
Molecule: messenger RNA, 3507 nt
Organism: Saxophila tyrrhenica
Lineage: Eukaryota; Fungi; Ascomycota; Dothideomycetes; Mycosphaerellales; Extremaceae
Gene: CCC2
Product: Cu(2+)-transporting P-type ATPase
Exons: 1
Coding region: 1-3507 (1168 amino acids)
Biological process (GO): monoatomic cation transport; copper ion homeostasis
Cellular component (GO): membrane
Molecular function (GO): P-type divalent copper transporter activity; ATP hydrolysis activity; ATP binding
Source: RefSeq, a predicted model, not a curated record